GUUGAAAAUAGAAUAAAAGAGAAUUUGAAGGAAACUGGGUACUCGAGGAAGGUGAUGGAAUUGCAACCUAGGCCGACUGGGUACUCGACGAAGAGGGUCCUCUCUUGAGGAAAGAGACGAUGACGUCAAUGCCGAUGGGCUGCUACACAGGCGAUGUCUACGACGAUGGCUAUGGUGAUGGUGACGGCGAGAGGGCGACGGGCUACGUUUCAUCGAGAAAGAGAUUUCAAAGGCACAUAAUCAUUUUUCUCUUGGUUGAAACGCUCCGUUUUAUCCGUAAAUAAAACGUAUCAUUUAGGUCUACAAAGCAGGAUGUGGACUGCAAGAAGAAUUAUUCAACAUAGAAUCUUGGGAGUGAAAGGUGUUUAUAGGCGAAGGUUCAAAUCAACAUUUCUCGUCUACGCAAGGAUACCAAGGCUGGCCAGCAUUGUGAGUCAUGGAAAGUUGUCCCGUCCUUUCCAUUGGCCUCCAGUCUUUACUACCGUGAACAAACAAAAAUGACACAUUCUGACCUUUCCAACAACCCCAACCUCACCGUCUCGGAAGACUAGCCCGGGAUCGAGAUCUCCGUCUUGAGAGAGAGAAAGAGAGAGAGCGCGCGCGCAGAUAGAGGGAAAACGUAAGAGACGAGAGAAAUUCAAUAAUGGGGUUCUUCACCUACACCAUGACUGGCACUGGAUUCAUUCUGAUCGGCGCUUGGGAGGCCCUCACGUCCUCAAAUUCAAUCCCUAAUCUCAUCGAGGAUUCGUUUCCGUCUUCACCUCCCACUUCGAUUCACACACCAGAGCAUGCUUCUUCGUCAAGACCCAAAAAGAACCAGUUUUCUUCGUCUUUGACCUUCAUCUCCGCCUCUGUCCUCUCCUUCUUAGUCAUCUUAAACUCUACGGUCUCCUUCUUUGAAGCGCUCAAUUCUCGUGACAAUGUCGGUUCGGUCCUUCAAUUACAAGUCCUCGCCAUGGCGUCGCUCUUUCUGCUGUAUUCGAUUACGGGUUUCUUGGUAAUUUUCACGAAUUCAAUGCCUCUGCCGUGUUCCAUUCUUAGUUUGAUUGGUCUUUUCGCUUUCGUCCAAGAGUUCUUGCUGUUUUACUUACAGAGGAAAGACCCAAGUGGAAUUGAGAACAGGUAUUUUGAUCUGUUGCUUGUACCUAUAACUGUUUGUUUAUUCUCCACAGUGAUGGAAUUGAAAUCCCCGAAAUCGAACUACCCGAAAUUGGCUCGUGGGAUUGGAUUAAUUUUACAGGGUUCAUGGUUUGUGCAAAUGGGUCUCUCUUUUUACACCGAUUUGAUAACUAGCGGGUGCACUUUGCAAGCAAAGAGUAGAGGGAAUUAUACAAUCAGGUGUAAGGGACACCCUGAGUAUCACCGGGCAAGAGCUAUCGCCACGCUACAAUUUAACUGUCACCUAGCUCUUCUUGUAACUUCGACUGUGGGGGCGUACUCGAUUUUUGUGAGGAAAUAUGGAGUUCCUGGUGAUUUUACGCGGUACAAACCGCUCGGUGCAGAAAUGCGGCGAUUUGAAAAUGCACAAUUUACUUUGGAUUCUGACGAUGAUGUUGGUGAAGAAAUACAGGAAGAGGACAGCGUGCAAAAGCCGGUGGGCGUUGUGGAAUCGGGUGUAAAUGGUUAUGGCACUCAUUAAUGAGCUAAAUACAGUCGAAGCUUUAGCUGGUGAACGUAUUGUUUCAAUUGGUUAUCAUUUUUUUAAUGUUGUUAGUGCGGUUUCCCUUUUGUGGAAAUGAAUUGAGAUAACGGUUCUACUGGAUUUCAUUUUUGUACCUUUGGUUCUAGUACUCUGUGAUACAUUUGCCCUUCAGUUCCUUGUAAUGAAACUCCAUCUUUCAUUCAUUCUAUCGCUUCAUGUGAUUUCCAUAA
Messenger RNA from Juglans regia (Persian walnut), 1872 nucleotides. RefSeq lists its product as uncharacterized. Bases 644 to 1639 code for a protein of 331 amino acids. The transcript has a single exon. The record is from RefSeq and is a predicted model, not a curated record. NCBI's taxonomy places the organism in Eukaryota, Viridiplantae, Streptophyta, Magnoliopsida, Fagales, Juglandaceae.